CUAUAUUCACUGGCUGUCACACAGCAGCAGCAGCAGCAGCAGCUUCCAGGACAAGCGAGCAGCACAAGCAGCAGCAGCAGCAGCAGUAGCAGCAGCACUAAUCCACUUUUCCACCGCGCUUCACCUUCCUUCUUCCUCCGCUCCUCCAGCCCGCAGACAGACAGACAUGAUGGACCUGGAGGUGCGUAAACACGCGGCUCUCCUGCUUCCCAUCCUCUCCGCGGCCGAGCUCCUCUAGCUGUGCUCUGCUGCUGACCCGAAGGACACUGGUAUUCUUUAUACAGAGAGAGACAGAGACAGAAGCAGCAGAAAGAGGGACCACACAGUCGUGACAGCAGAGGCCGUUUCAGGAUAACAGAGAGCGGCUUUUUGUGCCCUCCAUCAUCAUGGCGACUGACUCUCCGGCUCGGAGUCUGGAUGAAAUCGACCUCUCUGCUUUGAGGGAUCCCGCUGGCAUCUUUGAGCUGGUUGAGCUGGUGGGAAACGGCACCUACGGGCAGGUGUACAAGGGUCGCCAUGUUAAGACGGGGCAGCUUGCAGCCAUCAAGGUCAUGGAUGUCACCGGGGAUGAGGAAGAGGAGAUUAAAGCGGAAAUUAACAUGCUGAAGAAGUACAGCCACCAUCGGAACAUCGCCACCUACUACGGAGCGUUCGUCAAGAAGAACCCCCCUGGCAUAGAUGACCAGCUAUGGCUGGUCAUGGAGUUCUGUGGAGCCGGCUCGGUGACGGACUUGAUCAAGAACACCAAGGGCAACUCUCUGAAAGAGGAGUGGACCGCCUACAUCUGCAGAGAGAUUCUCAGGGGUCUGACUCAUCUCCACCAGCACAAGGUCAUCCACAGAGACAUCAAGGGACAGAACGUCCUGCUGACGGAGAACGCAGAGGUCAAACUAGUGGACUUUGGCGUGUCAGCCCAGUUGGACAGAACAGUAGGAAGGAGGAACACGUUUAUCGGGACGCCAUAUUGGAUGGCGCCAGAGGUUAUCGCCUGCGACGAGAACCCUGAAGCCACGUACGACUUCAAGAGUGAUUUAUGGUCGCUGGGAAUCACAGCAAUAGAGAUGGCUGAAGGAGCACCACCGCUGUGUGACAUGCACCCAAUGAGAGCCCUCUUCCUCAUCCCACGCAACCCCGCCCCCAGACUCAAGUCCAAGAAGUGGUCGAAGAAGUUCCAGUCGUUCAUAGAGAGCUGUCUGGUGAAGAGCCACAGCCAGAGACCGAGCACGGAGCAGCUCCUCAAACACCCGUUCAUCAGAGAACUGCCCAACGAGAGGCAGAUCCGCAUCCAGCUGAAGGACCACAUCGACCGCACCAAGAAGAAGAGAGGAGAGAGGGACGAGACAGAGUACGAGUACAGUGGCAGUGAAGAGGAGGAUGAAGAAAGAGACAUGGGUGAACCAAGCUCCAUCAUCAACGUCCCCGGAGAGUCGACACUGAGGCGGGACUUCCUGCGCCUCCAGCUGGCCAAUAAGGAGCGCUCGGAAGCGCAGCGGCGGCAGCAGCAGCUGGAGCAACAGCAGAACGAGGAGCACAAGCGCCUGCUGUUGGCUGAGAGACAGAAACGCAUCGAGGAGCAGAAGGAGCAGAGGAGGCGCGUGGAGGAGCAGCAGCAGCGAGAGCGCGAGCUGAGGAAGCAGCAUGAGAGGGAACAGAGGAGGCGCUACGAGGAAAUGGAGCAGCUCCGUAGAGAGGAGGAGAGGAGGCACGCGGAGAGAGAGCAGGAGUAUAUCCGUAGACAGCUGGAGGAGGAACAGAGGCAGUUAGAGAUUCUCCAGCAGCAGCUACUACAGGAACAGGCGUUACUGAUGGAGUACAAACGUAAGCAGAUAGAGGAGCAGCGGCAGGCGGAGCGGCUACAGAGGCAGCUCCAGCAGGAGAGAGCCUACCUGGUGUCUCUACAGCAGCAGCAGCAACAACAACAGCAGCAGCAGCAGCAGCAGCAGCAGCAGGAGGGAAGGCAAGCGGAGAAGAAGCCACUGUACCAUUACAAAGAUAUCAUCAAUCCUAAUGACAAGCCCGCCUGGGCUAAAGAGGUCCUGAAGCAGCAGCAGCAUGUUCAGGGUAACCCGUCCCGCUCCCAACUACGACACCACCAGUCAUUCAACCAACCGGCUUCAUCCCCUGGCUCUCACGGCCAGCACAGAGCUCAGGUCCCUAGGCGAACCGCGUCCCACGGUCCCCAGCAUCUCCCCACCCACCUCCCCGACAUCCGUAUUUCACUAGACCCCGGAGAACCCCUCGAUCCGGGGCUGAAGCAGGAGAUAAGUCAGCAGGUCAGAGAGUUCAGGGCUAAGAAUCUCAGACAGAGGAGCCGCAGCCCGGGACACAACCAGGAACACAGCCAUGCUCCUGGCCAAGGGCCCAGUAUGGGACCUAGUAUGAGUCAUUCUGGUCCAGGGCCAGUCAGCCAGUCUAAUCCAGCAAACAACCUUUAUCCUCUGGGGCCCCAGAAAGAGAAGCCCAGAGACAGGCCUCUCUCUGGCCCCGGUCAGGCAGCCAUCCAGGGGCUAAUGUCUCAGGACCCUGAGCUUAAGGCCCUUCAACCUCAUCCUCAGUCGUCCAGACACCAGUCCGUAUGUAACCCUGUAUGCAUCCCAGAGGUGAAACUGGUGGAGGAUCGAUCUAAGCUGAACAGACAGAGCUCCCCAGCGCUGCAGCACAAAGUGUCCAACCGCAUCUCCGACCCCUCCCUCCCUCCCCGCUCCGAGUCCUUCAGCAGCGGUGGCAUGCAGCCCGCCCGCACCCCACCCAUCCACCGCUCCAUCGAACCACAGAUGGCUCACCUGGUCCCAGUGAAGACCCACUCCGGCAGCAUGUCCGGCUCUCAGUCUCUGCAGGAACAGUCGGGCUCAGCUCUGAGCGAGGGCGUCAGCGCGGGCUCCCCCAGGCCCGAGAUGCCCCGCCAGAACUCGGACCCCACUUCUGACACCCCUGGAGCCCCGCUGCGCAUCACCGGCAGGGAGGAACGAGACAGAGACAAGGAUCGGGACAGGGCCGCCUGGCUGAGAGAGGAGGACAUCCCACCCAAGGUCCCCCAGAGGACCACUUCCAUCUCCCCAGCCUUGGUCAGGAAGAACUCCCCUAAUGGAGGAGUGGGUCUGGGCCCUCGCACUGGUUCUCAACUCAUACGGGCCAGUAACCCGGACCUGCGGCGCUCAGAGCUCUCUCUGGACGCCAUGCUACAAAGAACGUCCUCCAACUCGUCAUCUUCCUCCUCCCCUUCAUCUCAGGGAGGCUCAGCCGAGAGGAGAGGUCAAGCCAAGCAGGAAGGAUCCCCUCCAGGAGCCAAUCAGGAGGCCAAGCCCAAACAGGAGGAGGGCCGUGAAUCAGCGAGACCCAGCAGACCUGCAAGCUAUAAGAAAGCCAUAGAUGAGGAGGAGCUGGACCUAAGUGCAUUGGCUAAGGAACUCAGAGAACUGAGGGUAGAGGAAGGCAGCAGACCUCCAGUCAAGGUGACAGACUACUCGUCCUCUAGUGAAGAUUCAGAGAGCAGCGAUGACGACGGGGAGACGGUGGGGCAUGAUGGGACUGUUGCUGUUAGCGACAUCCCCCGCAUCAUGCCAGCAGUGCAGAGCAGCAGUGAGUCGUAUGGAGGGCUGACAGAGGACUCUCUGGGAGAGGCCUAUAAUAGCUCCAAGGACGGCACUCUAGUGAUGAGAGAGGCGGAGGAGAGGAGGAGAGGUGGCCACACUGAGAGUAAUGGGUUCGGCAAUCACAGUAACCAUGGUAACCUCCCUGACCUGGUGCAGCAGAGCAACUCUCCCUCAGCCACACCAACCUCAGCCCUGCAGGAACUGGGCGACAUGGCUGAGUUUGGUCUGGGCGGGUCCAAAGCGUCCUUCACCCCAUUCGUUGAUCCACGUGUCUAUCAAACUUCCCCAAGUGAAAAUGAUGAUGAUGAUGAUAGCUCAGCGGAAGCCAUGUUUGCUAAUGAGCUGCUGAGGCAGGAGCAGGCCCGACUAAACGAAGCCAGAAAGAUCUCCGUGGUCAACGUCAACCCCACCAACAUCAGACCCCACAGCGACACGCCAGAGAUCCGCAAAUACAAGAAGCGCUUCAACUCCGAGAUCCUGUGUGCUGCACUCUGGGGCGUGAACCUGCUGGUGGGGACAGAGAAUGGUCUUAUGCUGCUUGACCGAAGUGGACAGGGAAAAGUCUAUAACCUGAUCACCAGACGGCGCUUCCUACAGAUGGAUGUGCUGGAGGGGCUCAAUGUGCUGGUCACCAUAUCUGGUAAAAAGAACAAGUUGCGUGUCUACUACUUGUCCUGGCUCAGGAACAGAAUAUUACACAACGACCCGGAAGUGGAGAAGAAGCAGGGUUGGAUUACAGUCGGGGAACUGGAGGGCUGUGUGCAUUAUAAAGUUGUAAAAUAUGAGCGGAUUAAGUUCCUGGUGAUUGCUCUGAAGAACUCUGUGGAAAUCUAUGCCUGGGCUCCCAAACCCUACCACAAGUUCAUGGCCUUUAAGUCCUUCACUGAGUUGCAGCACCGUCCUCAGCUGGUUGACCUGACUGUGGAGGAAGGUCAGAGGUUAAAAGUCAUCUACGGCUCCAGCGUGGGCUUCCAUGUCGUCGACGUGGACUCGGGCAACCCUUACGACAUCUACAUCCCCUCGCAUUGUGCCAAACAGACGAAGAUCCAGAGCCAGGUGACGCCCCAUGCCAUCGUGGUGCUCCCUAAAACUGAUGGGAUGGAGAUGCUGCUGUGUUACGAGGACGAGGGCGUCUACGUCAACACCUACGGGCGAAUCACUAAGGACGUGGUGCUACAGUGGGGAGAGAUGCCUACCUCUGUUGCCUAUAUCCACUCAAAUCAGAUUAUGGGCUGGGGUGAGAAAGCCAUAGAGAUCCGCUCCGUGGAGACCGGUCAUCUGGAUGGAGUCUUUAUGCACAAGAGAGCCCAGAGACUCAAAUUCCUUUGUGAGCGGAACGACAAGGUAUUCUUCGCAUCGGUGCGUUCGGGAGGUAGCAGCCAGGUUUUCUUCAUGACCCUCAACAGAAACUCUAUGAUGAACUGGUGAUGGCUCUUCCCACCGUCCACUCUGCCUCACUCUGCCACUGGCCCGCCCGGCGACACACCUUGGCCCGACGGCACAUCUCACAAAUGAACCAGAUUAACCCGAGAGGCCACGAGUGAACUCUUUUAACACUGGAGAGACUAAAAACCGCGUAGUAGAGAAAAAAAAAAGUUAUCGUAGAGAAAAACAACAAAGACCUGAUCUAAAUGAAGAGACAUAGAUUAUGUCGGGUCAUGCAGAAGCCAUCGUUACUCAACUGACUGGCAAACUGGUGCCACUGACUUUCCAAAUAUCCUCUUCCUCUGUCUCUGUCUGUUUCGUCUGUCUCUUCUCUCCAAACGGACCAGUGCUUUCAACAGCUGUAGAAAAACGCUUUUCUUCUUCCCUUUGUCCCCCCCUCUUCUUAAUCCUCUACUCUUUCCCGGUAGAUCUAGUCAUCACUUUCUCAAUCCUUUGACACCCAUGUCCUCCAUUUUCCUCACCUCCUAUCUGCCAUGUGUGGGCUCACUCCCGGAGAACUUACACCUCAGAGGUCGGAAGAAUAGAUGAAUGAGAUUUAAUAUAAAUUCAAAUAUAUACUUCCGAGUAUGACAGCGCGGCGAGGGCAGCUGAGGGAUGACAAAUCUACUCCGGGUGUGAAAGCAGACAGCCUGAUUGAUUUUCUUUCUCCUCUGUCACUCCUCCACCUCCUCCUCCACUUCCUCCUCUCGCCGUCUUCUCGGGCCCCGAGUAAACCGAAUUGUGAUUUAGCGUUCGAUCGCAUCUCGCUGAUAGAGACGCGGCGAGACAAUCUGCUGUCACCGGCGGGUUGUCACAACAGUAUGCAAAGAUGACGUCUGUGUCCCUUUAAAAUGAAAUCACUGGUCCAUCCUUAUUUCCUCUUUCCCUCCUCCUGUCACCAUCACUCUUCCCACUCUUUAAACUCUGAAGGUGCUGCAUCAGAUAUACUGUAAUAUUAAAUGAACAAUGAGAGCGUCAUUCUGUUCAUUCUUUUAAUUUCUGUUCUUUUUUUUCUGUGACUGAGUCGGUCGGUCUUUGGAGCGGGAUGAAAUGUACAGCACAUCUGUGUUUCUGAAAUCAGGAGUGUAUGUUAGUGUGUGUGUGAGUGCGUGCAUAAGUGUUUUUGACGAUGUUGAAAUGAGUCCCAUUGAGAAAAAAAAUCAAGUUUGAAUCAAAGCGGGACGUUGAAAUCAACAGGCAGAAAAAAAGAGUCAAGUAAUUCUAUGCGUGACCUUUGACCUGAAUGCGAUCAAAAAAACAUUGAGUGUGUUUACAUGCAGAUUUAUGAUCUUCUUAACGUGACGUUUAUGAGUUGGUUUGUCUGAACGCCAAGCAUUUAAACAUAGGCAAUAUAAGUGGUUGGAGUGUUUUUUUUCUGUUCCCUUUAACAUAGCAGUGUUUUGGCUGUUCACAAACGCAGCCGUGCUGCUGUAGGGAACACGGAGACGCUCAUCCUGAAUACAACCUCAACAGAAUACGAGCUACAACCCCGAAUACUGUGUGCAUGUUGUUGAAAGCUGUGGCGUCCUUUUUGAAUCAUGCUCUUCCCUGAUUGGUUCUUCUGAUUUUUGGCUCCCACCUGUUUGUACAGUGCCUAGCAUGAUGUAAGCAAAACAAAAACGGAGGCCAAAAGAUUAUCACGUUAUGAUUAAUGAUUUCUAUUGCCAAUACGGUUCAUUUACACUGUUUCUUUUUGUGUGUGUUUUUAACACAUUGCUGAUGUUAUUUGUCUCUUCUAAUGGAGAUUAACACAUUUAAGAUUUGUUCUUUUGAAAGGAGUAACUGAAUAUGGUAGAAUAAAACCAUUUUUCUAAAUAGCACAGCUCAAUCAUUAAUACAUACUGUAUUAAUUUUUUUACACUAUUGCAGGCAGACUAGUUCAUGCAUCCACAUUGGAGAGCACUGUAAUGCAGAUUAGUCUUUUUUUCCUGGUGGAUGUACUGCAGGUUCGGCCUGCCAUGUUGGCCUAUGGUUAACAAACGCAAGGUGACACAAAAAGAAAGAUUCAUUCCCCAAUGAUGUAAUGAUCAUUUGAAUCAAUUUUAAAAUUAUUUUUAAAAAAUUCACUUAUAUUUUCAAGGACUUUUUUACACAUCCACACUGCAGCUGCAAGUUCACCGAUCUCUGCUAGGGAGGAGCAGGCUAACAUUUUAGCAAUAAAGAGCCGAGCUGAAGAAAACCACUGUCUUCCCUGUGUGUGUGUGUGUGUGUGCGCAUCUGUGUGUAUGAUUAAUGAGCAAGUGUGAAUGGGGCAUUAUUAUUAUUAUUAUUAUUAUUGUUAUUAUUAUUAUUAUUGUUUGUCCAUCACGGAAUUCACUCUUCCCAUCGGAAAAGGCUGACGGUCAUUACACUGAGGACUCUCCUUUCAAAGACGAAACCACUGUUUUCUUUAUUCUGUUUUAUUUCCUGUUUUCUUUUAUUUUGAAAGAGCAUUACUAAUGUCCUGUUUUGGGAUUUAUUUGUUUUGUAAAAGAGAUACUGUAAGAGAGAAAUAAAUGAAACUAGAGCAUUAUGUUA
Sebastes umbrosus (honeycomb rockfish) is the source of this 7535-nucleotide messenger RNA. RefSeq names its product TRAF2 and NCK interacting kinase a (gene tnika). The transcript is spliced from 37 exons. Gene Ontology annotation, molecular function: protein kinase activity; ATP binding. NCBI's taxonomy places the organism in Eukaryota, Metazoa, Chordata, Actinopteri, Perciformes, Sebastidae. Gene Ontology annotation, biological process: protein phosphorylation. The record is from RefSeq and is a predicted model, not a curated record. The coding region runs from base 387 to 5021 and encodes 1544 amino acids.